UGAGCGGGGCAGAUUGGAGCCCAACGUCGAACCCUUGGUCACGGUGGGGACUCACUUUGGCGCUGAGCCAGGGAGCGGUGGGUGGUCGUAUAGAUCGAUGCGGCUCUGCCCCCCAUUGAUUUUCACGCUACUUCGCCCUCUCUCUCUCUCUCUCUCUCUCUCCGCAACAGCUAUCAUAAAUAAUCUCUCCCUCGCGGUCUCGCCCUCUCACUUGCCUUGCGCAAUCAGCAAGCAGCUCUCGCUUUCACUUCCAUAGCAUGUCGGCCCCUGGAAACUCUUCUAGCGGGUGCGGCGGUGAAGGCUGCGCCGCCGCCCCUCAGCCUCAGCGAUAUUUCUGCCACCAGUGCCACGGCACGGUAUCGAUUACGCCUACUCCAACCUCCAAGCUCAUUUGCCCCAAUUGCUCCGGUGGUUUCCUCGAAGAAUGGGUGGAUGAUGAUCAGCCUCCUUUCCCCAAUCCUUACCCUAGCCCUAGCCGUAACCCUAAUUCGGGUGCUGGCCUUGCGACUUCUGGUAAUAGUGAUGGUGCUGCUGGUGGUGCACCCCCCAAUCGAUCCCCUCCCCCUACCCUCCGUCCAUCAUCCGAGGAGUUCAAUCCUUUCGCUUUCCUUCAGAAUUACAUCAAUACUCUAAAAGCCGGGGGUGCCAACAUCCAGCUCGUCAUCGAGAACAACUCAUCAGAUCCAGGCUCAGGAGGCCAGGCAAGAGAAGAAAAUUUGGACUGAGAAACUUUUUUGGUGAGCAUGAAUGAGGAGACCAGGACAUGGACGUGGAGCGUGGUGGCUUGUUUAAAAAGGAUUUUCAAGAAUUUAAGUUUAGUUUCCUUUUGAAACAAUGUUUUAUAGGGUUGAACUCUGAUCUUUUCCUAUAUGUAUGCCAUAAAGCAUGUCUUGGAAUUUUAUUUGAUUUAAAGGAAGUAUGAUUUUGGUUUUAA
This is a messenger RNA of Diospyros lotus (date-plum), 934 nucleotides long. RefSeq names its product E3 ubiquitin-protein ligase RING1-like. The record is from RefSeq and is a predicted model, not a curated record. The transcript has 2 exons. The coding region runs from base 258 to 725 and encodes 155 amino acids. NCBI's taxonomy places the organism in Eukaryota, Viridiplantae, Streptophyta, Magnoliopsida, Ericales, Ebenaceae. Gene Ontology annotation, molecular function: ubiquitin protein ligase activity.